CUGACGGCCAUCGUUCCGUACUUUAGCUGUAAGUGCGCGGGUGCCUGUUGCAACUUGCAACUCGUAAACGGCGAGGGACCGAAGUGGGGGACACCAAUUUUCAAGUUAUCACAAACGAACACUAUAAUAAGCUCUUUGUCUAUGUAUGUAAGUUGUCUCCUAAUCCCUAUAAACGGUGGGUAUUCGCGGAUAGAUAUAAUAUUACUAAAUUACAAUAAGUAAACAUUAUGUAACUAAAUUAUUAUUUUUAUACUUGAUUAUUGUAAAAUUUCGAAUAAUUAAAUUUAUAGUUAAUAAUAGUAGUAAGUACCAUUGAUUAAAUAUUUAAUCAAUGUAAGUAGGUAUAAAGUAGACACCAUCCAAUCACUCCCCGAGGUACGACACGAGACGGCACACCGCACACUGCAAACUAGUGCAAAGUCAAUAGUCAAUACUAUAGUCGGCGUGCACUGUGCAUUGAGAUUCAACAUCAGGUGUAAUGUCAGUAAAAGAAAUGGAUGCCUUACAGAUUUCAUCAUGUGAAAACUAUAUAAAGCCAGUUUUGAAAUCCAAUGAAAGUGCACCAACACAUUUCAGAAAUAACUUUCACUCUGUUAGAAUACUAGAAGACUUACAAUCUCUACGCAAAAAUGAAGUUUUUUGUGAUAUUAGAUUUGAAACAGAUGACGGUACUUUAGUAUUUGGACAUAAAAAUGUUCUAAUUGCAGCUAGUCCAUAUUUCCGAGCAAUGUUUGAUCAUUUUGAUGAGAGCAAUAAAGAUCUUGUUAAUAUAAGAGAAUUAGAUUCCUUAGUUUUACAAAUAUUAGUAGAUUAUAUUUAUACUGGUGAAUUUAUAGCCACAAAAGAAAAUGUACAGGUAUUGUUACCAGCAGCAAACAUCUUACAGUUAGAUUUUGUAAGUGCUGCAUGUGCUGAGUUCUUAGAAAAACAACUUGAUGCAUCAAAUUGUCUUGGUAUCUGGGCGUUUGCUGACUUACAUAACUGUACGGAUUUGUUAUCAAGUUGUGAAGCAUUCAUUAAAAAACAGUUUUUGGAAGUGGUUAAAACUGAUGAUUUUCUAUCAUUGUCUUCUGAAGAUAUGGUUAAGAUUAUCUCCUGUAAUGACCUUGCUAUUCCACAUGAAGAAAAAGUAUUCGAAAGUGUUGUGAAAUGGGUAAAACAUGAUUUGAAUUUGAGAAAAGAUGUUCUGCCAGAAUUAUUGGAACAUGUACGUCUGCCAACAUUAGCAUCUAAACCUGAUAUAUUAUUUAAUAUAGUAAAUGAACCUCUUCUAAAGAAUAAUCCUAAAUGUAACAAAUAUGUUCUUGAAGCAUUCAAUUUUAUUCUUCAAAAAUCAUUUCAGCAUUUCACUAUUCCACAAACAAUUAGGUGUAAAUCUAGACAGUUUGGUGGUUCUCAAAAAGUUAUUCUAAUGUUCAAUCAGUAUGAUACAUCGCCAAAGUGUUAUACAGAAUGGUAUGACCCAGCAACCAUGCUAAGAGAGAUUGCACCAGGAUUAAAUGAAUGCCGGAAGUUUGCUGGUUUUGGUGUAAUUAGUGAUCAAUAUGUGUUUGCUGUGGGAGGUGUAAAUGGAUCGAGUUCUAUGUCUGUUAGUAUGCUUGAUGUAUCAUCACAAUGGCCCUCAUGGGUUCCGAUGGCCGACAUGUUAAUUAGUAGAAGGCAAUCGGGAGUUGGAGUAUUAGGUGAUUCCAUAUAUGCAGCUGGCGGAUGUGACGGCAACAGUACUGUAAAAAGUGUAGAGGUUUUCGAUGUCAGUACCCAAAAAUGGAGAAUGGUGUCUAGUAUGACAAUUGAGAGACGUAAAUUUGGCGUUGGUGUACUCAAUAAUCGUCUAUAUGCAGUUGGGGGUACUUCUAAUGGUAGAGAUGGUUUGAAAUCAGUGGAAUAUUAUGAUCCUUCACUUGACACAUGGACCCCGGUUGCAGAUAUGUCUGAGAAGCGUUAUGGUGUUGGCGUAGGAGUCUUGGACAAUCUUAUGUAUGCUAUUGGUGGCUAUGGUGGAGAGUAUCUUAAAAGUGUUGAGGUUUAUAGACCAAGUGAUGGAGUUUGGUCGUCUGUAGCUGAUAUGCAUUUCUCUCGAUACAGGCCUGGAGUUGCCACAUUAGAUGGUUUAUUGUAUGUUAUUGGCGGAAAAAAUGGUACGCUUGUUGAUAAUGUAGAAAUUUACAACCCAAACACCAAUACUUGGACCAUCAAGUUGUCAGGAAGCGGAUUACUAAUUUAUGGCGGAGUAGUCGUUGAUAGACCACAUAAUUAUCAUUAAUCAGCCUACAGUAGUACUCAUUAUUAAUAGUAAUAUGAACAUAUUUUUGUAUACAUUAUGGUAACACAUGUAUUGUUCUACACAUUUUUGUUUUUUUGAUUAUUUGAAGAGAAUGUUUUUUUAUAAUUUGUACUGACUAUUUUCAAAUAAAAUAAAUA
This is a messenger RNA of Acyrthosiphon pisum (pea aphid), 2421 nucleotides long. Its product is annotated as ring canal kelch homolog. Gene Ontology annotation, biological process: carbohydrate metabolic process. The coding region runs from base 479 to 2263 and encodes 594 amino acids. The transcript is spliced from 11 exons. Lineage: Eukaryota; Metazoa; Arthropoda; Insecta; Hemiptera; Aphididae. Gene Ontology annotation, molecular function: hydrolase activity, hydrolyzing O-glycosyl compounds; protein binding. The record is from RefSeq and is a predicted model, not a curated record.